This is a messenger RNA of Colletotrichum spaethianum, 1326 nucleotides long. RefSeq names its product cholesterol 7-alpha-monooxygenase. The coding region runs from base 1 to 1326 and encodes 441 amino acids. The transcript is spliced from 3 exons. NCBI's taxonomy places the organism in Eukaryota, Fungi, Ascomycota, Sordariomycetes, Glomerellales, Glomerellaceae. The record is from RefSeq and is a predicted model, not a curated record. Gene Ontology annotation, molecular function: oxidoreductase activity, acting on paired donors, with incorporation or reduction of molecular oxygen; iron ion binding; monooxygenase activity.
AUGCUCAACGGGAAAGUCUAUGUCGUUAACGACCCAGAACUCGCGCAGGCCGCCCUCCGUAAUCGGUCCCUUAGUUUCGAUCCGUUCUUGAGGGACCUCAUCAAGGGCAUGGCCCGCGUCGGCGCUGAGACGAUGAAGAUCUGGGAUGACCCUACGUUCUACGGUCGCUGGGUCAAGAUCCUUUACGGUGGAAUGGCGGGGCAGUCCCUUCUCGGGCUCAACAUCUCAGCUGUGGGGCAGGUUGCUGCCAGCUUGAAUGAAAUUGGGGACGAUGUAGAGGUGGAAGACUUGUACACGUGGACUCGUCAGAUGUUCACCUUGGCUAGCACAGAUUCGCUCUAUGGGAGCAGGAAUCCAUUGAGGGAGGACAAGAGGCUCGUCAAUGCCUACUGGGACUAUGAGGCCGAGGUGAACAAGCUCAUGGUCGGCGUGUUCCCCUCUAUCUUCGCUCCUCGAGGCCACCGCGGUCAAAACCUGUUGCAAGAAGCCUUCCAAGCCUUCUUCGAUUCGAACUUGCACGAAGGCCCCGACGUUCCGUCCAUUGUCAAAGAGCGCCGCAGACUGACACGGAGCUUCAACAUGCCCUCUUCCGCCGCCGCCGCAAUCGAGCUUCUGUUCCUCCAUGGCGCGAUAUCAAACACAUUCCCGACGUUUUACUGGCUAUUCACCCGCGUCUUCAGCCAGCCCGUUCUUCUCGCCCGUCUUCGCGACGAGGUGCACGGCGUCAUUGAGGAAACGGACCGCACCACGACGGGUGGGAAGAGGAGAUUGGCGACGCUGCAUAUUGAGAAGAUUGAGGAGAGAUGCCCGCUUCUCAUGUCCUGCUUCCGCGAAACGCACCGCCUUUACGCCUCUGGGGUCCUAGUCCGCAAGGUCAUGGCUGACACGACCAUCUCGGACGGCAAGACGAGCUAUGUCUUGAAGAAGGAUGGGCAGGUGCAAGGACCGCAGACUGUCCUGCAACUGAGUCCCGAGAUCUGGGGCGACGAUGCGAUGGAGUUCGUCGGUGAUAGGUUCCUGAAGAUGGCUGAAGAGAAGGGCGAGGCCGUUGUCAACUUUGCACCGAGAGGGUUUCUUGGAUUCGGAGGGGGGAAGCAUGUUUGUCCCGGCCGGUACUUUGCUAGCGGCGAGCUUUUGGGAUCCAUCGCACUGCUGAUCUCGGGCUUUGACAUUACCAACGGGGAAGGGGACGCAAUCGCUGCCCCCAAGCCUACGCAAGUUCCGCUGACGGGCUCACUGGGGAAGCCGGGGCCUGGGAGCGAUCUCGUUGGGAAGAUACGGAGAAGGCCUGGAUGGGAAAAUGUCCAGUGGGAAGUCGUUGCUUAG